AUGCAGCGGUUCCUGCAACUCAGCGCGGAAGAGGCGUCGAUGGCCCUGCGGCCAACCCUCGUCAAGGGUCGAUGGAAGAAUCCGAUGAUUUCCCUUCGUCAGCAAGCGACCGUUAAGAAGGUUGCCAUCCAGAAUGGCACGAUCGGUACGUGGACGCCUGGUCAGGGCGGCUGGUUGGCCGAAUGGGACGCCCCGAAGAAACACACCGUGAUGCGCUCCCCCAAGGGCCAUGCCAACGAACGCAAGGAAGAAGAUCGUGUCAAGAAGAUCCAAGCGGCCAUGGCAUCCAUGCCGAAGAAGAUCGAAGAGCACAGAGCCGCCUUGCUCAAGGCGAAGCCCGUCAAGGGGCUCGAAAAAUGGCUCAACGAAACGAGCGCUUAUUAG
Aphanomyces invadans is the source of this 384-nucleotide messenger RNA. RefSeq lists its product as hypothetical. Lineage: Eukaryota; Oomycota; Saprolegniomycetes; Saprolegniales; Verrucalvaceae. The record is from RefSeq and is a predicted model, not a curated record. The coding region runs from base 1 to 384 and encodes 127 amino acids. The transcript has a single exon.